CAAGGAAGAGCCCAGCUGCCCCAAGCCAACUCCAUGGUAUAGCUUGCUGUUGAGGACAAACUUUCUGUAAGAAUGGUUGAUUUCCUCUUUGAUGAUAUUUUUACCAUUGAGAAAGUGGAUCCGGAUGGCAAAAAAUUUGAUAAAGUUUCCCGAAUUGUAGCACAAAGUGAGAAGCGUGGUGUGUCGCUGAUCCUAGAUGUGAAUACGGAGAUAUAUCCGAUGCAUGAGAAGGAGAAAUUCUUGAUGGUGCUAUCUCCCACACUUAACUGGAGUGGAGCACCUGUUGCUGGAAAACAGGGACAGGUUGAGCAGAAAUCUCUUGCAGACAAGUUUGAUUAUAUAAUGCGUGGAUUGCUGUAUAAAAUGUCAACAGCAAAAGGGAAAUCAGAGUAUUCAAAAGAAGGUGUCGAAGUGGAGGUAUAUGCUUCAUUUGGUGGGCUUCAGAUGAUGCUGAAAGGAGAUCCAACCAGUUGUACUAAGUUUAAGAUUGAUCAGAACAUGUUUUUGCUUAUCAGGAAAUUGAUGUGAAACUUUUGUCAUAUAAUUGAACAGUGUGGCUUGUUAAACUCACAAAUUUUCUGUAUACGCCUUUAGAUACGUCUAAUUCUACUUUUGCGUUU
Molecule: messenger RNA, 620 nt
Organism: Prunus mume (Japanese apricot)
Lineage: Eukaryota; Viridiplantae; Streptophyta; Magnoliopsida; Rosales; Rosaceae
Product: DNA-directed RNA polymerases II and V subunit 8A-like
Biological process (GO): DNA-templated transcription
Cellular component (GO): RNA polymerase III complex; RNA polymerase I complex; RNA polymerase II, core complex
Source: RefSeq, a predicted model, not a curated record